Molecule: messenger RNA, 6085 nt
Organism: Xyrichtys novacula (pearly razorfish)
Lineage: Eukaryota; Metazoa; Chordata; Actinopteri; Labriformes; Labridae
Source: the annotation of a GenBank genome assembly
AUCUAGGCCACACAAUACGGGCUGCAGGCUCAUUGUUGCCGCUCACCAGCAGGCCUAUCACCCCUUCAGGGACAAGGCCUGUCUUUCUGUUUAGUGACGGCUCAACAUGCAUCUCACUGAGCUCAACCGUGAAUGCCUCCUCCACCUUUUCUCCUUCCUGGACAAAGACAGCCGCAGGAGUUUGUCCUUUACCUGUCAACAGUUGCGUGAGGUCUUCAUGGACCCCCGCCUCUGGAAUCUACUUCACUUUAACUCUCCGUGCGAGCUGAGGAGGGACAACUUUGUUCUGGGACCCUCAUUGCGCUACUUGACUGUUUGCUGGUACUCCAGCAGGGUCCUGCAGGUGUGUAACAUAGAGGACUGGUUGAAGAGCUCAUUUCAAAAGGACAUCUGCAGUAAACACGAACGCUUGGUCAGCACUUUCCUAUCCCAGGUCCGCCUCAUGUAAGUGUUGGUGUGCUUUGUUGUGUAUUUUGGGUUGUCACCUGAGAAUUAUUUCUAAUGGUGGUCUGUGAUGAAACAGAUCAACAGUGAGUGGACAGAAAAACUUCACAGCUGGCAGUGAAGCUGGUUUAAGUUAACACUAGAGCCUCUGUAUGACCUAUAAAAGCAAACACACUAACAGCGACAAAAUUAAUCAUUUCUAUGUAGUUAUUUAAGGGCUUUUAUCAGGGGGGUGUAACACAAAGUGAGUAACAGCGUGCAGCAUCAACAGCCUCUGUUUACAUUUUCUACAUUUUCCAAGAUUCACGCUGAAUGAUACAUUUGACCGUUCAGAGAAAGCAGGAUCACUUUUUAUCCCCUUGCAGACAAACAUCGCUCCCACAGAGAGAUAGAAGGCAUAAUUUGGUCCACAGGGGGCGCCAAUAACGAUACAAACCCACAGUUUCUUAUAGGCGCUUUAAUCUAAAGUAGUUCUGGGCUUGACCUGAAGAAGCUUUAAUAUUUAGGUUGAUUCAAAUGAAACAAAAAAAAAUUAAUGAAGUAUUUCACAUGAAAAAAAGUUUGCAAAACAACGAAACUAAGUAGCAGAAACACUUUUAUGGGACUUAUGCUGCGUUCAAGUUACCUUGGAAGUCAGAUGUCCGAGCUGGGAAUGACGUUACACCCAAGUUACCAGCAUUUCGGUUACCAAGUCGGAAAAAAGCAAAAUCAGAGGCAGAAACAAGAUGGCUUCAUCUAUGAAAGGGGGUGCUAAAAUAACUGAAAUAACUUUUGUAGAUGUAGCCAUCCUGUUACCGCCUCCGAUUUUGCUUUUUUCCGACUUGAUAACUAAAACGCUGGUAACUCGAGUGUGACGUCAUUCCCAGCUCAGAGAUCUGACUCUCAAGGUAACUCGAACGCAGCAUUAUUCUCUUAGCUCUUCUUUUCUGCCCUCACAUUUAGCUUGUUUACCGUUGGAGAAGUCACAUCCUCUGGGCUGACAACAAAACAAACCAUAACCUCAAAUAUGACCACUCGGCCAAACCACUUCAACAUAUUUAACAGACCACGAGCAGCUUCCAGUUACAUGUCUGGACUGUAAACAAAGGUAAUUUAGUCCGUCCUUGCAGCUGCUUUUUUCACGAGAGGAUGAUGAAGUAUUGAGCUGAAGUACAGGCUUUUACAGUUCUCCGUUAUGCAUGAACAUUUAUUUUAAAAACUUUACUCCAUGUCCAAUGACCUAACGAUGAUCACGUGAUCUGAGUUAUUUUUUGCAGGGUCACUCUCACACCCACCACAAAGAAGUAAAUUGUUUUCAUUUGAAGGCACAUGGCUUAGUGGAGCUGCCAUGUUUAGCUGUAGGCAGCAGCAGGGAAAGAAAAUCAUUAGAAACAGAUGGAGUAUCGGGAGCUGGCUAAAGAGACAGAAAAUGUCACAUCUGUGGGAUAGAAGACUGAUUCUAUUAACUAACAUAACUGUGGUCACAUAUCAAAUUAGACUCAUUGAAUGAUGUGACAGUUGGAUUAGAUAGGUCGCUGAAUUGGCUUUUGGCCUUGUGUGCGUGGCUGACUGCAUGCAGGAAUCAGCCUGGAGAAGCGUAAUGAGGUCUCUGGAUAAUUUCUUCAAGGCGGUCAGUAAUAAGCGCUGAUGCGAGGGAGCCUGGCCACCGCAGCUGGCCCUGUAUGAGAGGAGGGAAGAGGGGCUGGCUUGUCGGAUCAGUCUAGGACCCUGUGAGGGUUUCCUGUAUUGUGAAAUUUGAAACGCAUAACAUGAGAGCUGCAAGACCAGUCAAAAAAAAAAAAAAAAAAGAAAAACUCGAACCACCUACUUAGUCUGGGUUCUGUAUCUCUACGCCCUUAAGGCACGCUCAUUGCAUACUGAUGGCAAACCCUCCCAAAUAGUCUCAGAGAGAAGAAAGCAAGAGGCGCACGUGACAGAGUGGGAGGGGACGCAGAGGAGCUGUGGGGGUGAUAAAGAGUGAUUUUAGCCAUGGACCCUCCCAGUCAGCUGCAGACUAGAGAUUUACGCAGGCAGGUGGAGCCUACAAUUGGCUCUUUGUUGCUGUCAGAGGAAUGAACAUGUGCGUCUGUCUCUGCCGGCCUCUUCCUGGAGAGGACUACACUCAAACUCUGACGCCAAGCUCAUGUCUGUCUUUUUAUCCUCAUGGAAAAACUAUAAAACAUUGCAUGACUCCGGGCCUCUUUAUGGUGUAGUCUCUAGUUUAAUGCUCCGUUCAUGCCAGAUGAUGUUGUAUGAAAGUAUUUGAAUUAUACAACAUGAAUUCACAUGCUCAUCAUGCCAUGUGUGGGUUGCGUAGUGGGUGGCAUAAAAAGCAUGUAGACUUUUAUGGUCAAAUAUUUCAAUCCAGUAUUUUCUAUCCAUGAUGUAACUAAAUUGUGACUUUCUUCUUUCGAAAGAGUUUGAGCUUAUUUUAGUUAGAAGUUAAGACCUUCCCUGUGCUACCAAAGUAAGAUGGCAAAAGACGUCUGAGUUUGAAGAGAACCCCCCCACUUAAGAGGCCAAGCAGCUGAAUGUUAAAUGUACGUCUCAGUUUCUUUUAGAGUUCACUGGGUAAUUUGACCAGACAAAAUAACCGUUAGGAAACCAAACAUGUCAUUAGAGAGAUGAUUACAUGUUAGCCGUGCGGGGUUCUGCUUGGGCUUAACUCAGGCCAGACUGCAGCCCAUGUAGUUUGUUUUAGCAUGAACAUCACGACCCAACGAGAGAUGGAAAGAAGGGCAUACUGAAGACAUUUUAAAGAGAUCGCUCAGAAACAUUUGCCAAAGCUUGGUUUUUAAAGUCUCAAGUUUUACGUUAAAAAGUGGACAAGGUUUCGUGGGCAGCAAAUGCUUUAAUUUUAACGUUAAUUAACAUUAGCGCUGGUGCGUUGCAUCAUUACUUCAGUUAACUAAAUAAAGGCUUUUGACAAAUUGUUCUGCUAAAACUGUGCAGGGUACAAGUCCUAGGUUGUAGGGUAACACUAGUGCUAGCAAAUUGUACUUUUAAUUCUCUCUUACUUGUAAAUAUUAACUGAUACUUAUUCAAGCAAAUCAAAACAGACAUUUGUGUAAAAAAAAAAUCAAGAUGGAAAGAAGGGCAUACUUAAGACAUUUUAAAGCCCAGAAAAGUUGGCCAACAUUAUGCUAAAGAUUGGUUUGUAAAGUCUUAAGUUUAACGUUAAAAAGUGGACAAAGUUUUGUGGUUUUGGUCAGCAAAUGUUUUGAUUUUACCGUUAGUGCUAGCAAGCUCUUAAUCAACAUUAGCGCUGGUGCGUUGCAUCAUUACUUCAGUCAAUAGCCUGUUUUAACCAAAUACAGGCUUUUGACAAAUUGUUCUGCCAAAACUAAAUGCUAACUUGUAGGGUAACAUUGACAAAGUUCUCUCUUACUUGUAAAUAUCUUCCUGAUAUUUAUUCUAGCAAACAAAAAACAGACAUUUGUUAAACAAAAUCUUUAGCUGUCUAGCUCAUAGUCUAGCCUCAAACCUACUAUGAAGUAACUAUGCACCAAGGCUCACCUCACUGUAAUGUUUAUAUUUUUGGAAACUUUUGGGCUUUAAUGCCUUUAUUCAGAGCGGACAGGAUAUAGGAUAGAGCAGGAAGCCGGGAGAGAGAGCGGGGAGCAGGGAGCGGCAGGAUGGGAUCAAACUUUGGCCGUCAGAUGGAGGACUAAAGGCUCUGUAUGAGUUAAGUGAAUGCUGAAUUGAAAACCAGGUAACACUUAAAUUUGUCAACAGAGGAUCAACUUUAGAUUAUCUUUCAUUUAUCAGAGGUGCCAUGAGCCAUAAUCGUAGCUAAUUAAACACUCGCUUAUUCUGUGUCAUAAUGAGGGCAACUGAGUGUUAGUAAGUAACACAGGAGUUUUAACUGCGGGCAGUUAGAGAGGAUGUCGACUGCAGGUAGUGAGAGAUUACACACACACACACACACACACACACACGUUUGCGCACACACAAACAGAAAAGACUGCAACGUAAAAGGGUGGAUUAUGUAACAAAGGUUGAUGAAGUUUUCGUUCCUCACAUUUUUACCUUCAGUCAUGUCCUUCAUGUUUAGUACCAUCUCUGCUGAGACCAUCUCACUGGAGUAAUGAGACUUCUAAAUCUCUAAAUGCCGGGGCUUAGAGAUCUUAUUGCACCGCCUCACUUCCUUCUCUUACUGUCAAUACCAUGCAAUUAUAUCCACUGAUAAAUCCCCGCAUAGGCCCCCAUGCAACAAAGCCACGAGCACGUGGAUCGACUGUGCUAUCCCCCAUGUUCAGAGGUUACUGGGACAGCGCCCUUAACACUUGCAGGCAACUGGAAUAUGUUUGGCUCACAUGUGGUAAAGUGGUAAGAUUAUGUAAGUCUUUAUGUAAUCUGCGUCAGUGAACGUGAAUGACAUCCUCGAUCUGCUGCCAUCAGAGUGUGUCUGCCAGCUUGGUGCUGCCGGCCUGCCGGUAGGCUGCAGUGAGUGCACUCCUGAAACAUGCAGGAAACAUGCAGAAAAACACAUGCCUCUCACCACACUGAUCAAGUACAUUUUGGGAGCACAGCUUAGCGUGAUGGUGAAAAUGCCUUUUUGUCAUGCUAUAAUUCCUCUGGCAUCCUGUAAUUGUUCUGUGAAAUAGUGCCAUGCUCCUUUUAUUCACAAAGCUUUUUUCGAGAGCGGAAACAUGAAAGUCCAGCGGGACCUUGUGUAAAGAAAAGAUAGCGUGGUCCAGGUAUUAAAAGAGCUCUUUGGUUUGAUGGAUCGUGUUGCUGCCUCUCAGUGGUGUAGCUUACACCUCAUUCAUGUAUGGCUGGUAUCAUGUCUAUAUGCUCCCUCUGUAAUCUAAUUCUCCUGAAGGAGCCAGAGAACAGUAAAAAUAAGCACACACGCCACACAGUAUUGCUUACUUAAGACGAGUCCUUCUCCAAACAAGUUAAUCCGUCUAUGCUAUACAUUAUGUCCUGAAGGGUUGUGACUCAGGAGGACACAGGACAGGUCUCAAACAUGUCUGACUCCAGCACGUGCUAAUGGCUAAUCAUGUCACUGUCUAUCUGUGCCUCAGGUGUCCAAACCUGCUUUCCCUGACCCUGUCUGGCUGCGGACACAUCACCGACCAGGAUGUGAUCUCCAUGCUGCAGAGCUGCAGAAAGCUGCGCUGCCUCCAUCUGGAGAACUGCGUCCGCAUCACAGACUGCAGCCUGGAGGGUAUGGCGGCUCACGGAGCAAGUCUGGAGGAGGUGAAGAUUGACUUCUGCAGGAACAUCACUCAGACUGGGCUGCAGGCUGUCAGACAGAAGAGGCCGAGCAUCGUGUUGAGCGCAGAGAGGAGUGCCGGCAUGAUCCCGGACAGCAAACCUGAGGAGAGGGCGCCAUUUAGGAGGACGUUGCAGAAGGUCUUGCUGUUCUCCUGAAGGGAACUCUUUUACCUCGACCACAUAGAUGAGCAUUCCUGUAACUCUUAAACAUUACGGACUUCACUGUUGAUGCUAUUGCUCUGAUUUAUAACUGUAUUUAUUAGAUGUGUUUACACCCUCUUUACACAUGUUUUCAUGACACAUGCAUUGAAUAGUCUUCUUUAAAAGGCAUAUCCGGCGUAAAAUUAAUUUAGGGUCAAACACACCGUAACACCAAGUUAGACACCCCCUUGAGAGAUGAAUGUUGCAGAUCUGCUUCUCUAAUUAUACCAACUUCAGU